Brassica napus (rape) is the source of this 1325-nucleotide messenger RNA. Its product is annotated as ethylene-responsive transcription factor ESR1. Bases 48 to 926 code for a protein of 292 amino acids. Gene Ontology annotation, biological process: regulation of DNA-templated transcription. The record is from RefSeq and is a predicted model, not a curated record. The transcript has a single exon. Gene Ontology annotation, molecular function: DNA-binding transcription factor activity; DNA binding. NCBI's taxonomy places the organism in Eukaryota, Viridiplantae, Streptophyta, Magnoliopsida, Brassicales, Brassicaceae.
UCUGAUCUUCCACAUCUCUCCUUACUUUUGUCCUUCAACACACAAACAUGGAAGAAGCCCUAAGAAAGUUCAACGAAUCUACCCACUCCUUCAUACCCGGUUACGAACCCGACCCGAUUCCUCUAACGAGAAUCUUUGCCAAUGAUGCAAACUCCCCGCAGGUUAAUAACACACCGUCUUCAAAGGAGGCAAUAGUGACCAUCACCGGAUCUGGCAGGACAAGGUACCGUGGCGUUCGCCGAAGGCCGUGGGGACGUUACGCGGCGGAGAUACGUGAUCCCACGUCGAAGGAGAGACGUUGGCUCGGAACGUUCGAUACGGCGGAGCAAGCCGCUUGUGCUUACGACUGUGCAGCUCGUGAGUUUCGUGGAUCUAAGGCUCGGACCAACUAUACUUAUCCUGUUACUAAUCCUGUUGCCGAGCCUAGAUUCUCAUUCUCCUCAAAGAAAUCUAUGAAGGCCGUUCGUUCUCCUAUACCGUCACCGCAGAAGAUGAACACAAAGUCUCUCUUAUGGUAUUCCUCUCACGAAACAGCGACUAACGACUCCUCCACUUCUUCUUUCUCCUUGACAAAAACGGCAAGCAUUUCCUCUUCGGCUGAUGAAAACUACACAGAGUUUUUCCCGCAAGAACAUUCUGAUUCUGGUCUCUUGCAAGAUAUCGUUCAAGAGUUCUUGAAGAAGAAACGCAACCAGCCUCCGCCGUUGAUACCACCGCCACCGCCAUCUCCACCGAUGGUUGGACAUCUUAAAAACUUCCGUGAAUUCUCCGCCAACAGUUUGUUUCAACCGAUGGUGGAGACGUCAAAAUUAGAUUGCUACGGAAACAUUAGUUAUCAAGAUGGUGACUCCGGUUUUUUUUACGGCAUGAGCUCCGUUGCAGACGGUGGUUUUACUUAUGGAUCAGACGCGUGGGGGUUAUCAUGAAAUGUGUUAGAUAUUCAUCAUUUUAGAAUAUUCUAUUAUAUAUAACUUUUUGCACUUUGGAUAUUACCUAAAGAGUUCUUAAUUUAAGUUAAACUUAGCUAUUUCCGUAGCUUUUGUCAUCUCUUAAGACUCUUGUAUCCAUGUUUUUUGUAAGCUUUACAUCCCUGUUCUUCGGAUAUUUCAGUUAUAUGAAAGCUUAAUUAUUUUGGAUAUUUCAGUUUUUAUUAUUUUGGUCUUCGUGCCUGCAUGCAUUUCCGUAUUUAAAACAUGUUUGACAGUCUAUACAGUUAUGUAUAUAUUUGCUGUUCUACAAUUACCACUAAUUAAAAAGGAUGUUUUAAGAAUAUAAAGUUACAAAUACGAUAGUUGAAGGAAAUUAAUCAUAUUGUUCCAGUCUAA